This is a messenger RNA of Ceratitis capitata (Mediterranean fruit fly), 10354 nucleotides long. RefSeq names its product supporter of activation of yellow protein (gene e(y)3). The coding region runs from base 2200 to 9588 and encodes 2462 amino acids. The transcript is spliced from 12 exons. Lineage: Eukaryota; Metazoa; Arthropoda; Insecta; Diptera; Tephritidae. The record is from RefSeq and is a predicted model, not a curated record.
UAAAUUUUGAAAAUACAUACCUAAUUGUUGUCAUAAAAAUAAACUUACGUACAUGAGUACAUAAGCUAAGUUUAGGUCUUGAUUUAAGUAAAAAUAUUAUUCCCUCUCACAAAAUCACUUAUUUCCCAUUUAAUGUCAAACCUUAUAACCGCUGUUGAAAGAAUUCGCAUUCGCGAAAGAACUACAAUCAGUCUAAACCGUGUUCAAAGUCCUAACCGUUGGUACUCUAAUUUGUCGCCCAAUUGUCUGAUUGCGUUUGCUUUUAUCAUCUUAGUCAUAUUAACGACGACAAGCGUGUAAUCUUCGUUAUUUUUCGCAUUUUACCGUUGUGCAGUGGAAUUCCUCUACCCUGACACCGCUGAAAUCCCCUUUCCAGGGCUGGUGGGCCUUACACCCGACAAUCAGCUAACAUGAAUGAAAUUUUACAAAAAAAAAAAGGCAGAAGCGAACCCAUUCGCGAGGCUGCGACUGCCGCUGAUGUGUGCUACUGCUUGCUGCAGGUGUUUGCGGGUGCACGAGCGUAAAGCGUGUACGGCGACCGCCGCUUGCUGGUACAUAUGCAGAAUACAAAGGCAUGCCUUUAAGCUUGCUUGUCUCUUGUCUGUCUGUCUCGGUCUGCGGGUGAAUGACCCGAAAGCAAAACAUUGUGCCAUACGAGAAGAAGAUGCAACAAUUGUGCGUUGGUUCGCUCAUUUGCUUGUCCGUCCAUUCCGUAUGUUCAUUCAUAUGUUCCUACCCUCACACUUAUUCGCUCGCUCGCGCGCGGACUUGUUCAUUCAUAUAUUUGAUUUUCAUUUACAUGCAUGCACUCAUAUAUAUUUACUAGUAGCGCACAUAAGUCUUGCGGUCGAGGCUGAGGUGUAGGAGUGUGUUGUGCUUAGUAGCAGCGCUUUGUUUCUGUCAAAACACUUUCGCCUGCUCGGCUGACUGACUGACGGGCAGACUAACUAACAGCGGCGGAGCGCAGUUUGGUUGGCUGGCUGGCUGUUUGUCGAAAUUGCAAACUUUUGGAAGUCGUGCGUUCCAUUAUUCGUUUCUUUGCUCGGUCGCGCAUUCGGCCCAUCAUCCAACGUCGGGCGUUUGGUCGAUGAGGGCGCACGACCGACUGAUGAUGGCGCUUCGAUUAGUUUGCACUGCUACCCGCAACUUGGUAUCGACCCAACACAGUUUGGACAUUUUCUAAGCUUAUUAAUUCCCUUCGGCAUUUUUCGUUUUGUUUUGUUCGUUUAUUUCAUGCUAGUUUUUGUUUUGCUUGCAUCCUUCGUUGUGCAAAUGAAAGAGGGGAAAGAAACCAGCAUGCGAUAAUCGCUGAUGUUUGCUACCAAGAAUAUAUUUUUUUUUUUACUUUUCUAACUCAAGCAAAGCAUUCCUCAUUAGAGCUGCUUAUAAAAUAACUUUCAUUAAUUUGUCUAUUUUUAAACAUUUAGUUUUUAUGGAAUAUAUUUUUUCAACUUACAUUUGAGAUGGCAAUCUUAUUUUCGAGUUUCAAAAUUUUCAUCUUUCAACAUGUCUUGAACUCCGAGGGGGAAAACUACAUUUGAAGAAUUUAUUCGCAAGGUGAAAUGGUGGGAAGUGAGAGGAGACUAGCUAUAUCCAUUCACGCUUUUACGGUGCCGUUAGAUCGAGUUUCAGUCUUUGCUUACACAUCAAAUCGUGCGCACUUUCAUCAUUAGUCGUAAUUUUGUUCGCUCACGUGGAGCAAUGGCACGGAUGUAGUGCGAGUGGGUUCGUAAUGUAAUUAGCUUCGAAAUGGCAUAACCUAUUGGGAACUGAUGAAAGACGAUUAAUUGCAGCGCAAGGUGUGUGGAAAAGAUAUCGAUGGCUUGCAAAGGGAAGAGAAGUGAAGAAAAAGAGUAAAGCUGAAAUGCGUAUGUACGAAGGAAUUCUUCAAAGGAUCCUCGUGAAAAAAUGUUCGACAAUUAUUAAAAUUUCGAACAGAGAUUUAAAGAUAUCAGAUGGAAAAGGACCUGAUUUCACUUUGGGUCUUCCAAUUGGCAUCGAGCUGUGAAAUGAAGUAACGACUGCUGUCAUAUUGCUGUCUCCCCUAUAAGCAUACAUUUGUCGCUUUUUACUCAAAGCCAUGGCGUUUGGCACUUAUUAAUUGAUUGAUCCAGUUUGACGUCGAAAGACCUACCUCCCUAUUCAUUGGUUUUUGCAAUCCAACACAAGAUUGAACGACGUAGGAGCCGCAGCUAAGAAAUGAAUGUUAACAACAAUCAAUCGGCCGAAGAAUCACAACAAAAUCCACCUCAGCACAGCAGACGUAUUAACUUCAACUCUAACGCCGCUCUGGCCCAUUCGCAGCCCAACAAUCAGAGUGCUGCUGAAGAAGACCAGGAGCAAACCGUCACCUCGACUUCGUGUGAUAGCCAUAACGUAAGCUCCACCGGUCAUUUGCCACGUCGUCUCGAGGCAUUGAUCACAUCUCCGGCGCGCAUAACGAGCUCCACCGGUAAUGACUGCAGCUCUUCACCGCAACGUGUAUUGUCCACGUCAUACAGCAGCAGCAGCAGUAGCGGCGGUAGCGGCAGACAAUCGACACAAAACCGCGGCGACAUAACAACAACGGAUGUCUCCAGCGAGGAUGACUCGCAAUCGCCACAACAAUCGACGCAAUCUUCAUUCGUUGGUCGAAACACACUGAAGCAGGGUGUCGGUGCGGUCCACGCUUUCGCACGAGCAGCAUCAUACUCCGCGCUGGACUCGGGAAUGCCGACGACCUCUUCUGCUGCAGCGGCGACACGUUCAGCAGGUGUUAGUAGAAGUGUGGAGACGGCGCAUAUGUCGUCGGUCUUACUUGCGAGCAGCAACAACAAAAUUAGUAUUAGUAAUAUAAGUAACGGAAGUUUGGAGCUGUCGAACGGCAGCAGAGGCGGCAACGAAACGAAUAUGGUUGCACGCGAACAGUCUGGCACAACAGUGGCCUCAACUGGUGGGGAUAAGGCCGGAGGAGGUCAUACGGUGAGUGGUAGUGUUGGACAAAGUCACAUAGUUUCCACCGAGCACAACACCGAGUCACACAAGAUCAUACUGAAAUUACCCAAACCGAAUGCGACGUGCGUCAAUGCACGCACUAGUGAAUCUCAAAGCAAUAUGGAAGCGUCGAUAGCCGACGAGAGCAAAGCGAGCCACAGUGGCGCCGAGACCACUCGCAAAGUAGAGCCUCUCAAAAUAAAUUUACACACACACAGCACCACCAAUGCGACCAUUGUGCCGAAGAUCACCAUUAAAACGAUUGUGAAGAAGCAUAACGAUAUACCCUCCUCGGAUUAUUCAUCCUCUGCCGAAGAUGAUGCGAGUACAGAGCCCAUCGGUACACGGGUUGGCAAUCAAAUACCGAAACUGACAAUAAAAACGUCAACGGUCGGUGGUGUGAGCGAUGAGCCACACAUUGUGCCCAAACUGACGAUACGUUCGGCCAACGAUAGCUCGGACAGCUCCGUUGUACCUAGAUUGACGAUCAAGAUGUCUGAUUCCCAAAGCAGCUGCUUAAAUCAAUUGUCGCCAUCCACUUCGACGGCGAAUAGUGGCGUCACAACAAAAUCUCUCGCGACGGACCACUCACCACCGCCCUUACCCAAACUCACCAUCAAAACUUCGUUGGAUGGCACAAGCGAGUCGAUAAUGUCGACUAUAUCGCCGGCGUCCUCCUCUUCCUCGUCCUCGAGCACAUCGUCAUCCGCCGGACUGCCAUCGUUAUCCUCCGUUACGGCGUCGUGUACGGUAUCGAAUGCCACCAACGCCUGUUCUGUGCCUAAGCUAACAAUUAAAGCUUUGCCUCCCAAGCAAGAUGAGCUUGUACCGAAGCUGACCAUCAAAACCAAUGCAGCCGGUGCCUGCGUAAGUACGACGGCGGCUACUGCAAUGUCUGAACCCCACGCUGAGGCCAAUGAAGCUGCUAGCAGCAGCAGCAAAAUACCUAAACUGACCAUUAAAACCGGACAGGAGCACGCAGUGAUCAUAACUCAACAUAACGACACCUCCAACUCACAGGUUAUACCAAAGCUGACGAUCAAAACAAAAUCACUGGACAUGGACGAGUCGUUGAGCGACCGGAGCGAAGAUCCGCCGCCGGAGAAGAUACCCAAGAUAACAAUAAAAACUCAUGAAACAGUCGCGGAGGCAGCGACGCCCAAAUUUUGUAUUAAAACGCUGCAGCAACAAACAGAAACCGAGCACACGCACUCCAUACCCAAAUUGACAAUAUCCAUGGCGAGCUUGGAGGGUAGCUCUGCGCCGCAAUCGCCAAAACAGUCGCCGCUGAUAGUGCGGCAGUUGUCGAGCGGCAUACGAAAACCCGAAUCGCCGGAGAGGCUACCUAAGUUGAUGAUAUCUCGGCAGGAUACAAAGAACAUAAACUGUGAUGUGUCUGUGGAGAAAGUCGUACCCAAGCUGACGAUUAAAACCAACAGUCAGGAUAGUGGCUGCGGUAAUGAGCGGGAGAAGGAAAAGAUUCCCAAGUUGACUAUUAAGUCAAUACCAAGCAAUGUAGAGCAGCAGUCCUCAGAAGAGAGUGACGAAUGUUUGAGCGGUGAGUCCUCACCUCCGCUUUCCGCAGCGGAAGAUGCUGACGCCGACAAAGUGGUGCCCAAGUUGACGAUUAAGAAUCUUUCAUCGCCAACAUUGCGUAUGAAAGCGGUGCUGGAAGAUAAAACAACACGCAAUGCGUCAAAAAAGUGUGGAAAAUCCAGCGACCCAAAAGGAGUCGCCACCGCCGCCGACACAAACGCUACAACCGUAUGCGACGCAACGCAGAGGGCGCUGGAUUUACAACAGAGCAUAGAGAGCAAAGCGCAUGAGCAGUUGGUGAACGGUGGCGAGUCGAGUAUCAGUCAAGAGUUCUGUGGCUUCAACAACGAGCACCAACACACAGCUCUUGCAUUGGAGGAUGAUAUACAAGAACCGCGCCGCAACUCUGACGACAUGGACAUCGAUGAAGGUCUGCAAAACCACGAUCCACAAGUAUUCAAUAAUAUUUUUCAUGUCAGUAAUGGUGAUUCGCUCCGUAUGGAGAAUGCCGACGAAGCGGAUCUAAUGCAACCGCCCCGACACAGCGAGGAUCUCACGAAUGUCGUCGAUACCGUUGAUCUGACGUCCUCGCCGUCGCCUGGCUCUUCGCCAGCCCAUUUCACCUAUACCGAUGCAGAUCCGCAAAUAAGUGAUGCCCAACAGCCGCCCCAGCCCACCAUACUAAUGGAGCGUCUACAACGGGAAAUGAGCGUCAUACAGACAGCGCCGCCGUUGGAUAACCGGCUUUUGUUAAACCAAUUGAACUCGACGCUGAACGCUAGCAAGUACGGCGCCCCGCCGCCACUGCAGCCAAAGCCACAACAGACCCAGCAACAACAGCGGAUGGAGCUGGAGUUACAUCCACAAAAGGCACAAAACCAUCAGCCGAUAAGUAACAGCAUCAAAUAUCCACAGUUAACAGAACGUCUUAAGGCCAACGGCGCGCGCGUGCAUCCAAAUGCGAACGUUAUGAACGCGGCCUGCAAUUCUAUUGCGGCCCUGAAUACCGCAACGGGGAGUGGUGUUAGUAUGCUAGCAAAUCAGUUGGCGCCACAACCGGAGAAGGUAAUAGAUUCCAUUGAGAUACUGGAUACGCCCGAGGGUAGUCCACGUCUAACGAUGGAUGAUGUCUCGGGAUUACAGGAGAAUCUGCACCUGAACAACGAAGAUGGCUUGAUGAACAAUACAGCGCGGGGUGGUGCUUACGGCGAAAAUAGUGCCGACAUCUUGAGAUGCAAUAAUAAUAUACCCGAGGAUUCGGCUGCGAGUACAGACGAGCUGAAUAACAUAAACUUGAAGAGACACGCUACCGUCUCCACUCUAAUGGUGGAAAACGAUGUGUCAGAGCAGUGUAUUGAGAUCACACCGAACAAGGUACGUCGAAUUGAUAGUGAAUCCCACACAAUGGCCACUUUGACUAUUUUAACCGAUGAUGAAUCGUCGAAUACGAAAUUGAUCACCACGUCACCCACUCUUUUCGGUGGCAAUCAUCAUGUUGUGGACAUAACUAACGAAGUUGUGUCCACGGAGAACUCCACUACUGUCACAAUGGACCUCACAUCUCCCAAAACCUCUAUUCAUCGUUCGCGAAAACAACGUCACGAACAUCUCUUGUCCAUACCACUGGACGAGGAGGACACUCUGCAAUAUCAAAUAAGUAAUGAGUUAACUGCCAACGAAUACAUAGACAAUGAGCAUGCAACUCUACUGAAUGCGGUGAACUCAGCUGUAACAGAGCAAUCAUCCACAGCAAACACGCCGCACCUUGUCAAACGUCGGGGUCGUCCGAAAAAGAGUGUUCUGAAUAAUAUUGUGACGCCCGUUUCCACUAGCGCAACAUUGACCGAAGCUUCCAACGCAGAGGAUACGGAUACCUUGGCCUCGGACGAAACAUCAAAGACACGUCGUGUGGAACUGUUACGCAAACGUCUCGCUAUAGAUAUGAUAGACGCCGAGCAGCCACUUGAGGAACAGGUAGUAGCAGACCUGGCGAAUGACUUAGAGGCUUCGAAAAACGAACGACCGUUGCGUACAGGUGCACGUAUUUCUCGGCGCAGCAUGUUACCAGGUGGCGCGGUCCCGGUAGCUGCGAAAACCAAAACGGCCGCAAAUAAUGGCGAGAUGCCCUUGAAAAGUCGUAAACGCACGAUGAAUGUCUUGGGUGCAACAACUGCAGCAACUGCCACGAUCACCACAAAUUCCCUGUCCGAAAACGUAAUGUCCGUCCUUAAUCACUGUGGUGGCUCAAAUUCUAGCCUCUCAUCUGCCUAUUCGAGCAGCUCGAUGAGCUCGGCCACUGUUACUACGGCACCCGUUGUCAAUCAACCAAGCCCCGCCGGCGUACUUACGUCCAUUUCGCUAGCAUCACAGAUUGACUUGUGCUCAUCCUCAUCCUCCGCGAGCAAUGGCAGCGCAACAGCCACUGUAACUAUAGCUGGUGGUGGUGGCAACAUGCCGACAGUUGCGAGUAGUGGCGCACUCAACGUGGUAGUACAAAAUCAGAGCAGCAGCUCGAUGUUGCCACCCGCAACCAUACUUUCCUCUUCCGAUCCAGUGCCGGAUGUGGUCUUCAGACCUAACGAUUUCUCAUCGCUUAUGGCGACACAACAGCUACGCGGAAUGCAGAGUAGCACUGCUGCUAGCCUCGAAACAGAUAUGUUGCGUAUGCAGGCAACGCUUAGCAGCGCCAAGUUUGAUGCGCACGAUGAUGAGUCCAGCAGCCUGGGUGGCGGCGCGUUUGGUAGAAAUACGGAUUUGUCUGGAGAUGACUCAAAUACAAGCUCAUUAUCCACACCCGUUAGUGGUCGUGGACGUGGCGGUCGGGGACGAGGACGCGGUUCUGGUCGUGGCAGUGGACGUGGUACACGCGCACAUCGUUUGGGACGUGGCGCCAGCGCUGUGGCUAAACAAAUUGCGCUCAGUCGGCCGCGUUGUGUGGGCGGUCUGAAGCAUACACCGGAUCCGGAACGUAUGAAAGGUCUCUUCAGUCCGUCCCCACAAGUAUUUGAAGAGGAUACACGCAUGAGCGCCGACUUGAGCCAAAUGCAGUCGGAUCCCGCAACGCCCAUAAGGCAACCCGAUUUCCUCGCCAAUGAUGAAUCGCAAUCAUCCGUGGUCAGCACAAAUAGCAUUUUGGAUCCCAAUACAGUGGCUGCAGUACAAAAUGGCAGCGCUAUUAAGCGGCCAAAGAAGAAGAAAAUGGAAGUCUGCGUUGCUGAAGAUGCUGAAAUCACCGUUUCCGCCAUUGCCGAGUAUGAUUGGCCACCGCCAAAGGGCUGUUGCCCCUCAAAGAAUCGCGAUACAUUCAUGAUACAAGAGCAGGUUGCGCUUUAUCUGGGUAUAAAGAGUUUUAAGCGAAAAUAUCCCGAUCUGCCGCGUCGACAAAUCGACAUGGAGGAGCGCAAUUGGUUGCAGGAAAAGGGCUUGGUGUCGGAACGUAUGUGCGACUUGGGCAUAACAGCUGUUUGGGCAUCCGAUAUAUUGGAUAUUAUGUAUACUGAUUUCUAUGGGAAGUAUGAGGAGUAUAAGGAUUUCAUACGCCAAAAGCACUUGCGGGAAAUCGAGGCAAAACAGAAAGCUUUAGGUCUCAACGUGUCUGGUCGUGGAUUGCAAGCGCGAGAACGUGCGCUACUGUCGGCCAGCAAAUGGAACUCAUACUUCAAUAGAACCCGCAAAGAAGAACGUUUGGCUUGUUUGGAUUUGCAGACGUUGACAAUGAACGUGCCAUUGCCUGCGACAGCGCCGACAACAACAAGCGUCAAUAGGCCUAUUGCCGAGGUAGUCGCGGCGGCAGCCAAAGCCGAGAAAAUACCUGAACCACCAACACUACUCCAGCCGCGACGAACCACGCCGCCGCGAGAUCUGAACACCAGCUACCCAGUGGCGCUAGUGCCGGGUCAAUAUAGUGCCCAAUAUCGACAGUACACACCAUUUGAGUUGAGUUGCUUGCCGCUCAAUACGGUGCUGCAGAAUCCACGGUUGUUGACUGAAUACCUGCAAAAGCCUGCUGAUGUCCCUGGAGUACUGGAUGACAAGUCGCUUAUCGAGCCUACCGGAGCAGCUGUUCUUGAGUCUAUACCAGUCAGCAGCGUGAAUUCUAACGCUCAGAAUCUACUGACGCGCAACAUUAUGCGCCGUAAUGUACGCUCACGCUAUGCUACGAAGGAAAAAGAUGACAGCGAAACCGAAUCGGCAAUGUCGACAUCCGAGAGUGAAAGUGAAAGCGAAACGGAUUCUGAUAGUGAUACGGAUAGCUCUAGUGAUGAGGGCUCCUCUGCAACGGACGAAGAGUUCGAUACACCUGCCACUUGCGGCGUUUGCCAGCGCAUACAGAAUCGCAAUUUGAAAAACCUGCCUGAAGUCUUCAUACGCUGUUACACCUGUCGGCGAAAAGUGCACCCAAGUUGCGUAGAAAUGCCUUCACGCAUGGUGACGCGCGUGCGCAACUACAAUUGGCAAUGUGUCGACUGCAAAUGCUGCAUCAAAUGCAAGGGCAAGCAGGAUCAGAAUAAAAUGCUCUACUGUGAGCAGUGCGAUCGAGGCUUUCAUAUUUACUGCUUGGACGUUAAAGCCGUGCCAGAUGGUCGUUGGAGCUGUGAUCGCUGCAGCAUUUGUAUGCGGUGUGGCGCCACCAAACCCGAGGGUUUACCACAAACGAAUAUGAUAUCGCCCAAUGGUGAGAAAAUCAAACCGAUCAAACAUAAGAAAGUAAAAUGGAUAAACGAGUAUCGAAUAGAUCACAUAACUAAGCUGCGCGAGCACUGUUCGAUGUUGUGCGUACCGUGCGGACGGGCUAAGAAUGUGAAACGCGUGCAAAUUGCAAGUCCCGCGGCAACGGUCAGUGCGGCACCGCACACAGCCUUAGCGCCUGUAUCUGCACAACAAAAGCAACAAACGAAAACACUAGCACAAGCUCAGUCAGCGAAUGCAACAACGACAACAUCAGCCAAUGAUCAAACAGCGCCGCAUGUGACUGGCAAAGGUGGUGCAGCAGCCGCCAAAGCAAACUCAGUAACGAAUAAGGCAAGCGCAACCGGCACGCUGGCACCGCCGCCGCCGCCACCGCCCGUUGUUGCCUGAGUGGGGGUGAUACGUUACUGCCCCAAGCGUAGUAGCCACAACGAGGAUGUGUUGUAGUAGCAGUAAAAUGCGACGUUGGAAUUGUAGAGUAGAACUGAUGCGAAUUUGAAGCUGCUUUUCGCCGGUCGCAUUUUGUCGCACUGUUGCGCCACUCGCUAGUUCAAAGCAGAAAUUAAUAUUUUAACUUUAGUUUAAAGAAAUGCGUUUUCCAGCGCAUAUUAUUGAAGAAUUGAUGACAAACUUAACGCCUUUACAUUAUACAUAAAUAUUUAAUAAAUUACAUACUUCUACCAGCAUUUAGGUUACAACAAAAUUUAAUUUACAUAUAAUUUUUUUAAAACUAAGUUUAAGUGUCUAGUUUCGUUUAAUAUUUAAUUGUAAGCUAAAUUUAUCAGAAAAUACAAAAAAAACUCGAUUCAACUAUGCUAAAAAGAAAGUUUAAGCUUAAAAGAAGUGUGUUAAUUUAACAAGAUGUAUUAUAGUGCAAAAAAGAAAAUUAGAUAUACAUAUAUAUAUAAAUAAACAAACAAUUUAAAAAUGAUGUAAUUAAAGUAUAAAUAAAGGUAAAAGUAAAUGUUUACGUAUGUACAUUUCAAUGAGUGAAAAAGCAGAAUAAACUAAAACUAAAGCUAUACUACUAUACUAUAUGAUAAGCAGAAAAGUAAGAUUUGCUGCAUGCAAACACAAUCAUGUCUUUAUAUAUAAGAAAUAAUGUCAAAUAAUGCACAUAAAUAAAAAAAUUCAAUAAAAUUUCAUUUAUUAAAUA